AUGUUGCAUGCCAUUUUCAAUGUCGCUGCAUUUACCUCUCACGGAUAACGCCCCCAGUGAGGUGGACGUUUUGUGUACUACGUCAUCAUCCUUAGUAACCCUCGGUAGCGUCUUGGAGAGCUAAGGAAACAAGAUGGGAUUGCUGUCAAUUUUGCGCAAACUGAAGAGCACACCUGACCAGGAGGUGCGAAUACUCCUUCUGGGACUGGACAACGGCGGCAAGACUACGCUGUUGAAGCAACUGGCAUCUGAAGAUAUCAGUCAUAUUACUCCAACACAGGGGUUCAACAUAAAGAGUGUGCAGUCCCAAGGCUUCAAGUUGAACGUGUGGGACAUUGGUGGUCAGAGGAAGAUCAGACCAUACUGGAGGAACUACUUUGAAAAUACUGAUACACUGAUUUAUGUUAUUGACAGUGCUGACAGGAAACGUUUUGAAGAAACUGGACAGGAGCUGGCAGAACUGCUGGAUGAGGAGAAGCUGAGUGGGGUGCCCGUUCUCAUCUUCGCCAACAAACAAGAUCUGCUGACGGCUGCUCCCGCCUCGGAGAUUGCCGAGGGCCUCAACCUGCACACCAUCCGGGACCGCGUGUGGCAGAUCCAGUCAUGCUCUGCCCUCACUGGAGAGGGAGUACAGGAUGGCAUGAACUGGGUGUGCAAAAGCGUCAACGCUAAGAAAAAGUAACGCAGAUUCCUCCUCUUCAUGUCUUCACCGUGCCGGACAGUGUGUAUGGCCGAAUGUACAAACUAAAAAACACUAAGAACUCAAGGAAUCUUUAACCACUGUGGCCCAAUGCUAGUGAAGACUGAUCCUCACUACACCCAUCUCACUGGAACCGCUCCUCAGCUCUUCCCAUCAGGGCCCGCAAUGGUUGGUGUCGUUUACAAUAGUGAAACCCUUCGAUUUGAAACCACUGUGUACAGCUCCGUGCCCACAUACGCCUGACAACAUAGCUACAUCAUGUUAGCUGUGUCUGCUAGCAUGUUCCCAUAGCAUUCCCAAGUCAGAUUCAUGCAGUGUCUUAAGAUGGAGGGUUGGGCUAGAAUCAUUCCCCCGUUCCUCCUUUAAGCUCUUCUUGAAUGAGCGUAUAAGAGACUGACAUGAUGGCAGUAGACAGUGAUCCUAGGGCCCUACACAUUGGGAGUCGGAAGAGGCUGAACUGAAUGUAGUCCAUGGUUCCUACACACACAUGCGACUGUACUGGAAACAUCCGGCCAUUCCAAAUAAUCUGAAACUUUGUCAAUUAUGAUAGAAAUUUUGUAAACGUAUUGAAUUUUUGUGUUCCACAGAAUUACCAAAUUGCUGUUCUUCUCGUACUAUUUUAAUGUCACCACGGAAACAUCUAGCUUCACAUUAGUUCACACAAAGCCUUGUUUGCAGUAUAAUCACUCUCUGUUGGGCAGAAGCCUUGGUUGGGAAGGUGUUUUUUUUUUUUACCAUUCGUUGGGCUUUCUGUAAGGCCCCAAGCCAAGCUCCAUGGCAAUGCUCGAUACACGCCGGCCCAAACCUCUCUCCUGUCACCUCCAGAUGAGCUGGCCCAGUGCUACAGAGUUCAGAGAGUGAUUCUCCUCCUUUUCCUCCUCAUGUCUCGUUCUCUGAAAAGCCGAUGGCAGAAGUCUUUUUAUUAUUGUGAGAUCGUGUCUGACUUUGUGCUCUCUGCAAGUAUAUUUUUGUAUCUUUUAUUUAUGGUGAUGUAGAGGUUAGGGCGCUUGAACGUGACUGAGAUAUUUUUAGAUUGGUUUGGAGAAAUACAAUUUACUGUGCUUAAACACUUGUGAAAAGAUAAUAAAUAUUAAUUUCUAAAAAUGAAA
This is a messenger RNA of Clupea harengus (Atlantic herring), 1809 nucleotides long. RefSeq names its product ARF like GTPase 3b (gene arl3b). NCBI's taxonomy places the organism in Eukaryota, Metazoa, Chordata, Actinopteri, Clupeiformes, Clupeidae. Gene Ontology annotation, molecular function: GTPase activity; GTP binding. The record is from RefSeq and is a predicted model, not a curated record.